Metarhizium robertsii ARSEF 23 is the source of this 654-nucleotide messenger RNA. Its product is annotated as ThiJ/PfpI family protein. The record is from RefSeq and is a predicted model, not a curated record. Bases 1 to 654 code for a protein of 217 amino acids. The transcript has 2 exons. NCBI's taxonomy places the organism in Eukaryota, Fungi, Ascomycota, Sordariomycetes, Hypocreales, Clavicipitaceae.
AUGUCGCCGGUGGCCGACAGCCCUCCCGUCAAGUAUGGCAUCCUCCUGUUCCCCGGGUUCCAAGCGCUGGACGCCUUCGGGCCCAUCGACAUCCUCAACAUGCUGUCGCAAACGGCGCCCGUCCACUUCUCCAUCAUAGCAGCCACCCUGGAGCCCGUGUCGACCAAAGUCAAGCCCACGAGCCCUACCGUCGGGCAGUCCGUCGUCCCUACGCACUCGCUGGACAACGCGCCCGAGGACCUCGAGGUGCUCCUCGUCCCCGGCGGCGGAGGAACGCGACAGCUCGAGUCGACAGAGCCGCUGGUUGCCUUUCUGCGGGCCACGUACCCCAAGCUCAGGUAUCUGUUGACCGUGUGUACGGGGAGCUCGCUGGCGGCGAGGGCGGGCCUGCUGGAGGGGAAGAAGGCGACUACGAAUAAGCUUGCGUACAAAUGGGUUGUGAGCCUCGAUGACAAGGUCGACUGGGUUGCCAAGGCCAGAUGGGUCACGGAUGGUAAUAUCUGGACCUCGUCGGGCAUCUCUGCGGGAAUCGACAUGAUGUACGCCUUUGUCAGUGAGAUAUAUGGGCCCGACGUGGCGGGCGAUAUUGCUCGAAGAUCCGAGUAUAUCCGCAACACGGACUCGGCUGACGACCCCUUUGCGUCGCUGGUGUAG